Chanos chanos (milkfish) is the source of this 957-nucleotide messenger RNA. Its product is annotated as forkhead box protein P3-like. Gene Ontology annotation, cellular component: nucleus. Gene Ontology annotation, molecular function: DNA-binding transcription repressor activity, RNA polymerase II-specific; RNA polymerase II cis-regulatory region sequence-specific DNA binding. NCBI's taxonomy places the organism in Eukaryota, Metazoa, Chordata, Actinopteri, Gonorynchiformes, Chanidae. The record is from RefSeq and is a predicted model, not a curated record. The transcript is spliced from 10 exons. Bases 1 to 957 code for a protein of 318 amino acids. Gene Ontology annotation, biological process: regulation of transcription by RNA polymerase II.
AUGCCCAAGUCCCGAAACCUCAACGCGCUGUGCCUGAGAAACAAGACUUCAUGCAUGCCUCAUAAUGGAACUUCAACAAACAAUGAGAGCGAUGCCAGUGAACGGCAAAACCAACAGAGGCAGAACCCCCAAGAAAAAGACUCCAGAUCCCAGCAUAAACUAAAGACAUACAGUUCACCGCUGUGCCCGGCUCAGUCCAGCAGCAGCACCAAGUCUGGGGUUCCAGAGAGCUCACUGUUUACUAAUGGGUUUUGUAAAUGGCCAGGCUGCAAUGAAGUGUUUAAAGAAUACACCAUUUUUCUGAAGCAUCUUCGCACUGAGCAUGGCCCUGGAGAUAAAAGCAUUGCGCAGUGGCGAAUGCAAAGCGACAUAGUGCAGCACAUGGAGAACCAGCUUGCUGUGGAAAAGCAAAAGCUACGGGAAAUGCACCUGCACCUGCUUGGUAUCAGAUCUACUUUAGAGGAUGACAGUUUGGAGCAGUCCAGCCAUCUCUCUGAGAGCUUGCAGCAGUGCCAAGGAAUUAAUGGUCUCCCUAGUGCCAGCAGAGACUCGACUGAGCUUCUAGCUCGUGGAUACUGGCAUCUCCCUACCUCACAACUCAUACCAGGAGUCGCCCCCAGCAUUGAAUGUUACAAGUACACAAACAUCAGACCACCUUUUACCUAUGCGUCUAUGAUAAGAUGGGCAAUACUGGAGUCCCCGGAGAAGCAACUGACACUUAAUGAAAUCUACCACUGGUUCACGCGGAUGUUCUUCUACUUCCGACAUAACACGGCCACUUGGAAGAAUGCAGUCAGACACAACCUAAGCCUUCACAAAUGCUUUGUUCGUGUGGAGGGAGGAAAGGGCUCGGUUUGGACAGUGGAUGAAGUAGAAUUCCUCAAGAGAAAGGGCCAGAAACUGCACAGGGACCAUGAUUUCACCUGGAUGGCCCACUACCCAUUUUUUUAUACUUAA